AUGAGCUUGAUACUAGCGCCCUACAAUGAUGCCAUGCGCAUUGGGCAGGGAUUCAACUCGUACACUCACGAAAUCUGCAUUGAUGGAGCCGUUGUCGUUGAUGAUGCAACGACUCAGACGGCCCAGGCCCAUACAAUCGAGAAACCCUCACAGGUUGUCUCGUAUUCUGCGAGGGCUGUUGAGAAGCUCAGUGACGUUAUUCAAACAAUAAAUAUCUCGUACCCUCAUUCUAUCAAGAAGGGUAGCGUCACUGUCAGCGGCUCGGACACAGCCAUUGAUGAGGCAACCUUUAAAUCUGCUGACCUUAACAUCAUCGUCACGGUCAAGGUGACUAACCAGACGAUGCUAAUUAGAAGCAAUACUAGUUUCGUUCCAAUGAAGGGUAUCGACCCUGGUUCCCAAAAGUUCAACGAAGCUUAUGGUGAUUGCUAUAUCUCGGGAUUCAUCGAAGGUGGAGAGUUCACCGGUAUCAUUUCCAUCAAAGUCAUCGAUCGGAGCAAUGUCGACCUGGCAGUGAAGAGAAUCAAGGCCAAGCUCGAUGGUAAAGAAAAGGGCUCGGUGACCGAUUUCGCCCUUUACAGCCAUGAUUCAUUGUCUUCUAGAGGCUCCGUAAUGGAGAACACGGAGAGUCACAUCCAUGUCUCUUGGAUGGGUGGUGGCCAAAUCAAGAACGAGGAUACGCCUUGGGAUAUUGAUUCGAUCUUCAGAGCCGCAGCCGCCUUUCCAGAGAGGGUUGCGGAGCGCCCUCAGCUCACCUGGGCUAUCUUGACAAAGUACAAGUCAAAUCGGUCAUUCAUUGAGUGGGUUAGCAACAAGCCGGUCCAAACCCUCCAAUAUGAUCAAGUCAGCAGCUAUACUGCAGAGCUUUUUGACAGUUACAUGGACUACAAGAUCCUUUUGAAGUACGUCCAGCUCAUCAUCGAUGAUCCUGACAGCUAUGAGUCCGUCGACAAGGAUUCUCUCGAUACAUCCAUUGAUACACUUUUGGGCGUUCGCUUAGCAAUGCGCAAAGAGCAAAGUAAGAUUAUCGCAGCUGUCUCCGUACUGAGUCGCGACCCGGAUAUCCUGGAACGUCAAGGCGGAUGGGGAAACGGUCAUUUGCCUGCAGUAUUGGAUCGGCUCUUGAGUACUACAGGUUUCUUGGCAGAGAAGUCGAAGCCUUCCAUCCAGAAGGAUAUGAUGCAAGGCGGCGACUCAGCCCGCGAAAUGUCUGCUUCCCAAGAGGGCUUCGACUUUUCUACUCUGAUACCCGCCGAAGUCUGGAGAAAAUGGAUGCCAGUACCAAAGACUGUCCCAACAACGCUAUCUGCCAGCACAAAGCCCCAAACAUCGAGUCCCUUCUCUGGUGGUGUUUCUGCUAUCGGCCCUCCCCCCUCGGAGCAUUUGGACUGGAAUAAUCCUGGAAAUGUGGCAGAAACUGUUGGCAAAACACGUGCCCUCCACCUGCAAGAGGAACUAGACAGGCUCAAGUCGGAGAGCAGCAACAACCUAGAGGCUCUCAAGCAAAGUCACGAGAAGGAAAUGACGGAUUUGAGAAAGAAACACAGCGACUAUGAGAUUCUGAAAUCAGGUGAACAGACCGAAAUCCAAAAAACUCUGACGCGUUUGGAGGAAGAGAAGAACAAUGCCAUUGCUGCGGCUGAGAAGAAGGGGGAAGAGAAGUAUGCAGUCUUACAACAGCGAACCAACGAGUUGGAGGCUCAGAAUACGGCUUUAGCGGAUGCAAAGAUCGCUGAAAUUCAGAACCUGAAGAAUGAGAAGGACGCUGCAUUUGAGAAGCUUGGAAAAGAGAAGGAUGCUGCUUACAAAAACCUCAAUGAUAGCUACGAGAGCUUGAAAAAGCAGGAAAGCGCUUUGGCGGCAGAAAAGGCUUCUUUAUCCACUCGACUUAACCAACUGACAAACGACAAGCAAGGUGUUGAUGGUAAGAUCUCAACACUCAGGGACAUGAUAGGGUGGGCGGGGUUGAGCGAAGCAAGUGUGAAGUACAACUGCCUGCCCAAUAGUUACCAUGGUUGGAAUGUCAUGAUAAUGCACCCAGGCAGCCAGUUGGCUUUAAAUGCGAACAAGGACCAUUAUGAUAUGGCCUGUGGCUGGGUAUUGGACACAUCGUAUGACGAUGAAAUUUACCGUCUUCACAAGGCCGAUGUUGGUCCCGAGACCCCGUGGACAAUUACGAAUAUAGCCUCAAACAAACUUCUGACAUUUAUCAAUGGGGCCCCCGAUUGGCAGGUCCGCGUAAGACAUCCAACUGAUCUAGAAGCUCAAGGAAACGCUUCUAAGUGGUAUAUUGGUCGCGGAGACUUUUCUGGCGGCGUAACAUGGAAGUGA
Messenger RNA from Fusarium musae, 2331 nucleotides. RefSeq lists its product as uncharacterized. Bases 1 to 2331 code for a protein of 776 amino acids. NCBI's taxonomy places the organism in Eukaryota, Fungi, Ascomycota, Sordariomycetes, Hypocreales, Nectriaceae. The transcript is spliced from 8 exons. The record is from RefSeq and is a predicted model, not a curated record.